Messenger RNA from Amphimedon queenslandica, 486 nucleotides. RefSeq names its product wiskott-Aldrich syndrome protein homolog. The record is from RefSeq and is a predicted model, not a curated record. Bases 1 to 486 code for a protein of 161 amino acids. Lineage: Eukaryota; Metazoa; Porifera; Demospongiae; Haplosclerida; Niphatidae. The transcript is spliced from 3 exons.
AUGAUCUUUUGUCUCUGCUGCUGCAGAGUUGCCAUUCCAGGUGGAGCUGCAGGAGGUGGCAGGCCUCUAGGUAAAGGGAUUGCUACUGGAGGUGGCGGGCCUGCAGCAAAUGGUGGUGGUGGAGGUGGCGGGCCUCGUGCUAUUGCCGGUAGUGCUGGUGGUGGUGGCGGACAUCCUAGAGGUGGUGUGGAGGCCAUCCAUUUCCAGCUACUGGAAUAUGAUGUUCUUGCACCAAUAGAUGAUGGUCAUGGAGGUCCUCCUCCACCACUACCACCAGUUGCAGCUGGUGGUGGUCAUGGAGGUCCACCACCACCACCAGGACAUGUUGCUGGUGGUCAUGGUCCUCCUUCACCACCACCACAACCACCACCAGUCGCACCGGUUGUAGCCGGCGGCCAUGGAGGUCCUCCACCACCACCACCGCCAGUUUCUGGUGGUUUUGGAGUACAUGAAAUUACCCUGAGGACCAAGAGGCCGUGGUGCUAG